Molecule: messenger RNA, 3212 nt
Organism: Lynx canadensis (Canada lynx)
Lineage: Eukaryota; Metazoa; Chordata; Mammalia; Carnivora; Felidae
Gene: CHPF
Product: chondroitin polymerizing factor
Exons: 4
Coding region: 399-2726 (775 amino acids)
Cellular component (GO): Golgi cisterna membrane
Molecular function (GO): glucuronosyl-N-acetylgalactosaminyl-proteoglycan 4-beta-N-acetylgalactosaminyltransferase activity
Source: RefSeq, a predicted model, not a curated record
GCCGGGGGAGGCAGGGGACUCCGCCUCCGGCGUUUCCCUCACCGGCACUGAGGAGGGGGCACUUCCGGGGGUCCUUCCCCUUUAACCUCCCCCUUCUCCGUCUCCGGUAGCUGGAGCCCGAGACCCCACCCCGGGGGCGGGGACCUCGCAGUGACACGUCGGACAGCAGCGGCCGUGGUCGAGGCUCCUGCGCGGAGCGCUGGGACCCUGCGCCGGACGGAGGAGGAUCGGAGCGCCGCGCAGGGGAUUCGACUAGGACCGCGUCGGCGGGGAGGGAGCGGGCCCGCCCGCUUGGCCCGGGCCCUUCGGAUCCGCCCCCUCCCCGGUCCCGCCCCCUCGGAGCCUCUUCUGGCUGCUGUGGGGCUGCUCCGGGCCCCGGGGCCCGUGGUCCCGGCGCCAUGCGGGCAUCGCUGCUGCUGUCGGUGCUGCGGCCCGCAGGGCCCGUGGCCGUGGGCAUCUCCCUGGGCUUCACUCUGAGCUUGCUCAGCGUCACCUGGGUGGAGGAACCGUGUGGCCCAGGGCCGCCCCAACCGGGAGAGUCUGAGCUGCCGCCGCGCGGCAACACGAACGCGGCGCGCCGGCCCAACUCGGUGCAGCCGGGAGCGGAGCGCGAGAGGCCUGGGGUCGGCGCAGGCGCCGGGGAGAAUUGGGAGCCGCGUGUCUUGCCCUACCACCCUGCACAGCCUGGCCAGGCCGCCAAAAAGGCCGUCAGAACCCGAUACAUCAGCACGGAGCUGGGCAUCAGGCAGAGGCUGCUUGUGGCGGUGCUGACCUCACAAGCCACGUUGCCCACACUGGGUGUGGCCGUGAACCGCACGCUGGGGCACCGGCUAGAGCGUGUGGUGUUCCUGACGGGCUCUCGCGGCCGCAGGGCACCACCAGGCAUGGCAGUGGUGACACUGGGUGAGGAGCGGCCCAUAGGGCACCUGCACCUGGCACUGCGCCACCUACUGGAGCAACACGGUGACGACUUUGACUGGUUCUUCAUAGUGCCGGAUGCCACCUACACCGAGGCACAUGGACUGGCUCGCCUAGCCGGCCGUCUGAGCCUGGCGGCCGCUGCCCACCUGUACCUGGGCCGGCCACAGGACUUCAUCGGUGGAGAGCCCGCCCCAGGCCGCUACUGCCAUGGCGGCUUUGGGGUGCUGCUGUCCCGCACACUGCUGCAGCAGCUGCGCCCCCACCUGGAAGGCUGCCGCAACGACAUCGUCAGUGCGCGACCGGAUGAGUGGCUGGGACGCUGCAUCCUCGAUGCCACAGGGGUGGGCUGCACUGGCGACCACGAGGGGGUACACUAUAGCUACCUGGAGCUGAGCCCUGGGGAGCAUGUGCAGGAAGGAGACCCCCGUUUCCGCAGUGCCCUGACAGCCCACCCUGUGCGUGACCCCGUACACAUGUACCAGCUGCACAAAGCUUUUGCCCGAGCUGAGCUGGAACGAACAUACCAGGAGAUCCAGGAGUUGCAGUGGGAGAUCCAGAACACCAGCCAUCUGGCAGCCGAUGGGGAGCGCGCAGCCGCCUGGCCUGUGGGCAUUCCGGCACCAUCCCGCCCGGCCUCCCGUUUUGAGGUGUUACGCUGGGACUAUUUCACGGAGCAGCAUGCUUUCUCCUGCGCCGAUGGUUCGCCCCGCUGCCCGCUGCGAGGGGCUGACCGGGCCGAUGUGGCUGACGUUCUGGGGGCGGCCCUGGAAGAGCUCAACCGUCGCUAUCAUCCAGCCCUGCGGCUCCAGAAGCAGCAGCUAGUUAAUGGCUACCGACGCUUUGAUCCUGCCCGGGGUAUGGAGUACACACUGGACUUGCAGCUGGAGGCGCUCACCCCCCAGGGUGGCCGCCGGCCCCUCACCCGCCGGGUGCAGCUGCUGCGGCCACUGAGCCGUGUGGAGAUCUUGCCUGUGCCCUACGUCACCGAAGCCUCGCGUCUCACCGUGUUACUGCCUCUGGCUGCGGCCGAGCGGGACCUGGCCCCUGGCUUCCUGGAAGCCUUCGCCACUGCGGCGCUGGAACCUGGCGAUGCCGCGGCAGCCUUGACCCUGCUGCUCCUGUACGAGCCACGACAGGCCCAACGGGCGGCCCACGCGGAUGUCUUCGCGCCCGUCAAGGCCCACGUGGCGGAACUGGAGCGGCGUUUCCCCGGGGCCCGGGUGCCCUGGCUCAGCGUGCAGACGGCCGCACCCUCCCCGCUGCGCCUCAUGGAUCUGCUCUCCAAGAAGCACCCGCUGGACACACUGUUCCUGCUGGCCGGGCCAGACACGGUGCUCACGCCUGACUUCCUGAACCGCUGCCGCAUGCACGCCAUCUCUGGCUGGCAGGCCUUCUUUCCCAUGCACUUCCAGGCCUUCCACCCCGCCGUGGCCCCGCCCCAGGGCCCUGGGCCCCCGGAGCUGGGCCGAGACACGGGCCGCUUCGAUCGCCAGGCAGCCAGCGAGGCCUGCUUCUACAACUCCGACUACGUGGCGGCCCGAGGGCGGCUGGCGGCGGCCUCAGAGCAGGAGGAGGAGCUGCUGGAGAGCAUGGACGUGUACGAGCUGUUCCUGCGCUUCUCCGGCCUCCACGUUCUGCGGGCCGUGGAGCCGGCGCUGCUGCAGCGCUACCGGGCCCAGACGUGCAGUGCCCGGCUCAGCGAGGACCUGUACCACCGCUGCCGCCAGGGCGAGCUGGAGGGCCUGGGCUCCCGCACCCAGCUAGCCAUGCUGCUCUUCGAGCAGGAGCAGGGCAACAGCACCUGAGCCCGCCCUGCGCCCCAGCACCCUGGCACGGCAGCACCCCUCUCCUCCCCAACAACCCAGAGUCACCUGCCAGCCUCGCCGGACAGGGCCGGCCGUGGUCUCAGACCCCAGGGCAGAGCCCGCUGGCCCCCUCUCUCUAGCUUUGUGGGUCCUUGGGCUCAGGACAAGCCCUGGGAGGUGCCUUUGGAGCCACCCCUUCUUGCCCCAAACCUGGUCUCCCUGCCUCUCCUCCCCCCACCCCCCCCAACGCCCCCCCCACCCCCCCGCCGCCCUUGACGCUGCUGAUUCAGGCUGUGGCCUCUGAGUAUUUAUGCAGUGCAGUCUGCCUGACGCCAGCCCCAUCUCCCUCCUGGGGGCUGGGCUGUAGAUGAGUGGUUGGGGAAGCGGGGAGCUGAGAGAAGAAGGGGGGGUGUCCCCCGGCUUCUCCCUUCUGGACCUGGAUGAAGCUCCCUGCCUUUAAUAAACUGGCUGAGUGUGGACUAGUGA